AUGGAUAACAUGAACAUGAACAACUCAAUAUGCGAGAAUCAGAGCUUCAAAGUUUACCUUCCGGAGAAUAGUCCGGUGCUUCUUCAAUCUGUAAAUCAGGUAUAUUUAAUGCAAACUGAAGAUGCAGAAUCCGCUGCUGCAGGUUAUAUGAAUGUGAAUAUGGUAGCGGAUUUGAUGCAAAGGAAAGCUUGGAGCCUAGAUGUGAAACCUAUCGCAGAAGCAAUUUUGUACAUGGUUAAAUCGAAGUUGGCGAAGAGUUUGGAUGUUGUAAAUAUGGAAUUAUGA
Messenger RNA from Vicia faba (fava bean), 285 nucleotides. The record is from the annotation of a GenBank genome assembly. NCBI's taxonomy places the organism in Eukaryota, Viridiplantae, Streptophyta, Magnoliopsida, Fabales, Fabaceae.